AUGAGUAAUUCUGUAUUAUGUCUUCAACUAUAUGAUAAGAAUAGAUCAAAAUUCAUUUAUAUAAAUCAAUUUUCUAAUCAAUUUAAUAAUCCAAAUAAAUUCCUUAGUUAUAUCAAAACUUUAAAAUUAUUAAUCUUACAAUUACAUUUGAAAACUAAUAAGACAACCAUUAGAGAUAUUUAUUAUAAAGAUGUUGAACUAUAUAAUAAGAAUCAAUUGAAUUGUAAAGCUAUAUUGGUUCAAAUGGUUGAAACUUCAUUAAAUUGGAGUUUAACUAAUGAUUUAUUGAUAUUCCCUAGUCAGAAAGGUUUAGUAUAUGGUAAUGGGAUUAUAAUCAAUCAAAAUAUUGAGUUGAGUUAUAAGUUAGAUCCUAUUUUGAUCCCUAUAGCUUAUAAUGAUAUUGAUUUUAUGAACAAAUAUGAUAAUCAGAAUAGUAUAGUUGUCAUCAUAGUCAUUGAAAAGGAAGCUAUUUUCAAAUCAUUUUGUAAUUAUAUGAAAUUAAAUGAAAAAUAUCAGGAUUAUUAUGAAAAUAUGGGAAUUAAAUUAAUUGUUAUAACUGGUAAAGGAUUUCCUGAUAAUUUAACUAAAACAUUUUAUAAUUAUUUGCUGAAUAGUUGUCUAAAAUGUACUUGUUUAAAAUUGGCAUUUGUUGAUUCUGAUAUCUAUGGUAUAAAUAUAAUGAAACAAUAUGAUAAUAAUCCAAAUUCAUUAUAUCAUGCUGGUGUUUAUUUAUUAGAUUAUGAUCAAGGAUGGUUAAAUAUCUCUAUACGAGACUUUAAAUUAAUUCAGAAUUUUCUAAUUAAAAAUCCUUAUAGUGAUUGUCAUAGAGAAUUAACUAGAGGAAUGUUAAUGUUUAAGAAAUGUGAAAUGAACUUAUUAAACAAUGAUGUAAUCAAUGGCUAUAUCUUGAAUAAGAUUGAUUAUUAUUAUAUCAAUAAGAUCAAGAUGGAUAGGAAAUAA
Molecule: messenger RNA, 960 nt
Organism: Scheffersomyces coipomensis
Lineage: Eukaryota; Fungi; Ascomycota; Pichiomycetes; Serinales; Debaryomycetaceae
Gene: SPO11
Product: Spo11p
Exons: 1
Coding region: 1-960 (319 amino acids)
Biological process (GO): reciprocal meiotic recombination; meiotic DNA double-strand break processing; meiotic DNA double-strand break formation
Cellular component (GO): nuclear chromosome
Molecular function (GO): DNA binding; ATP binding; DNA topoisomerase type II (double strand cut, ATP-hydrolyzing) activity
Source: RefSeq, a predicted model, not a curated record